Messenger RNA from Guyanagaster necrorhizus, 1122 nucleotides. RefSeq lists its product as uncharacterized. Lineage: Eukaryota; Fungi; Basidiomycota; Agaricomycetes; Agaricales; Physalacriaceae. The coding region runs from base 127 to 1122 and encodes 331 amino acids. The record is from RefSeq and is a predicted model, not a curated record. The transcript is spliced from 6 exons.
CCUUGCAUGAGGUCAGUGGCGUUUUCAUCUUGGUACGAAACGCUGUAACUUCCCGUGGCGAGUCCGGGUCUAGGUUGAGUUAAUAUCGAUCUCCCGACCUCUCGAGCCAUAUGAAACGGCCCAUCGAUGCACGAUAAGGGAUCAAUGAAGAAUGACAUAUUACGUCGAAUGAAAGGGUCGGGUCGUCUUGUGAUUCCAGGCUGGAUCAGAGAAACGACCGGCUCGGAAUCAGUGAGGGGGCUCGUCUUACCGGGGUGGCAAAAAUUACAGGAACCGCUCACCACAGCCCAAGGAGCAGCCAAGAUGUACGAAAUGCGGCCACGGACAGUCCCCAUCAGAAUACAGGGCCAUACCGAAAUCAUCGUAGCCAAGAUGGAAUCACAGAGGCAGUGUUUCAAUUUAUUCAGAACGGAAUACUGCAGGUUUGAACCGUCUGAUUGCAGGAAUGUUGAUGGCGGUGGAGAUGAUCAUAAACUGCAAUCUGCGAGCAUUGGAUCUCACGGGUGGGGACGAACGGCCGACGCUAGUCUGCUGAAGAACACUGCACCCGGGAGAAGAAGCAAAGAGAACACGAUAAACAAUCAGCUCCUGGAAAUGCGGGCCAUCCCCUUUGAUCUACCCUACAAGGGCCAACGAAAUGGUUUCGUCGAUGCGAAGGGAUCACAAAUCUGGAAAGAAUCGAUAGAAGCCCACGACAUCAGUUGUUGUUCGGUCCGAUCCAAUACAUCCCAUCCGACGCGUCAAGUGGCCAACUUUGUCCACCGCAAACAAGAUCUUGGUCAAGAAUCAAUUCAAGACGGCAAGUACCGAUAUCCCCAGAAUGGCGUGUUAUAUUCGACGAUCAACGGGUCCCCCAUCCGUGGAAAAUAUCCAACUUCAAGUGCCUACCCGUCUUUUCUGUCCUGGGAUCGAUCAUUCAUUAGCUUUUAUCCAAUUCCCGAAGCUAAGGAUUCAAUAGGAAAAUUAAUGAUCUCGGGUGUCAACGUUAUCAAUAUUAAUUUCCCGGGGGCAUUGGGCGUCAUCCCUAGCCUAAGAGAACAGAACUCGGUCGACUCCGUCAACCUUCCUCAAUUCACGCCCAGGUCAAGUUCUCUGCAACCUGGCCAUCUUCUACUAGUCUAG